This is a messenger RNA of Achroia grisella, 4599 nucleotides long. Its product is annotated as segmentation protein cap'n'collar-like. Gene Ontology annotation, molecular function: DNA-binding transcription factor activity, RNA polymerase II-specific; RNA polymerase II cis-regulatory region sequence-specific DNA binding. The record is from RefSeq and is a predicted model, not a curated record. NCBI's taxonomy places the organism in Eukaryota, Metazoa, Arthropoda, Insecta, Lepidoptera, Pyralidae. Gene Ontology annotation, cellular component: nucleus. Gene Ontology annotation, biological process: regulation of transcription by RNA polymerase II. The transcript is spliced from 22 exons. Bases 628 to 3831 code for a protein of 1067 amino acids.
GCUAUCGAGUAUUCUUAUAUUAUUAAUUGAGGUUAAUAAUUACUAAAUAAUUCAAUUUAAUACCUUAUUAAAUCAUACGUGUGUUUAUUCCCGCGUUGAACUGGUAUACAGAGUGGAUUACAGUGAAUUGAAUCGUGUUGUGUGAUACGGCACUGUCAAAUACAUGCAUUACAUCGAGUUUUGCCAGUGAAUUUACCUGUUUUUAGUGUUUCUUCCGUUAUUGAGGAGCUUGUAAACGGAGCGGAACGUAAGACUUCGACACUGUAGCUGUCUAUACACAUAAAAAUAAAGAUUCCCGCGAAGUGAAGUGAUUUGGCACCGCACCAAAGACAAAACUUGUAAACUUUUUCAUCUCAGUGACAAGUGAAACAAUAAAAAUGUAUCACGUAAGGUCGCCCGUUGCAUUGACGCGCCAUCAUGUUGUGAAAAGAAAGUGACAGUUCAUCAAAAUGUCCGCAGUCAAACGCAAAAAGCGGAUUGAUAAAGCGUGCAGUAAUCAAAACAGGACUCGCAUAGACUAAUUUUUUUUUUAAUAUACAAUUUUCCUAAACCUGUGUGAAGGUUUUAUUUGAUCUCACAAUAUUAGUGCUCAAUACAUAAAGACUGAAUAUAUUAAUUAUCGUGAUCAUGAUUGCCUUGAAGAAACUGUACGGGGAUGAACUGCUGAGGCUCGCUCUAGUGCUGAGCCUGCUGAAAGCAGACCCAAACGACUACCUUGAAAGAGAGACGCAGCAACUUAUAGCUGGCUUACACAUCUCCAAUGGAUCUGACUGGUCAUUAGAACAAGAAGCGAGAACGUUAAUAAGACCACGUUACGUGCAUCCGAAAUCUCUCGACAACAUACUAAUAAAUUACGAGAGACAACUUUUCGAGGAGUUAAAUUCCCUCGGACGGUAUGCCAGUUCGUAUAAUGAACAUAAUGACCGGAUAUUUAACCAAGUUCAUACAUAUUUAGUGAAUAAUGUGGCGACUGAAACAGUCGCGCCCGUGUUGGCAACGGAAUCGGUUCCCGAUGAGACACCCGAAAGCGAUGGGGUGUCUGCCGAUGAUAAUGUGGCGCAGGAAGUGAAGGUUUCCGACGAGAAUGAAGAGCCUCAAAUUGAACCAGACGCUGUGGUCACCCUAUCGGCGGAUUUCUUGAACAACCACACCGAAAGCGACAUAUUUGCAGAAAUAGCUACGAGGUCUUUUGAUGUCAAUGAGUUUUUAGUGCCACCAAAUGAGAUGCAGCUCAAAACAGAGCCGAAUGAAGACCCUGAAUUGCUGAAUAUCAAUGUUAAGAAAGAGGAAAACGAUGACUUGUACAGUGAUAAUGCUAUCGACGAAUUUGUGCCGUAUUUUACGGCGAAAUCCGAAAAAUUCGAGAUGGACGACACAGAGUCUGUGCUUCAUCAAAAUAUGGCAGAUUUACGAGAUUAUGAUGAGUUUGAUGAUAUCAAAGAGUUAAGAAACGAUUUCGAUUACCUAAACGUGAAACAUCAAAACUUCGAUCAGUAUCUUCUUGAGAAUACACCUUUGGAUUCGGAAAUGUAUAAUUUGGCGCCAAUGUUUGACGACGAAUUGGUUUUGGACGUGAAGAGAGAAAGAGCUAGCACUAGUUUCACAUCAGCAAGCUCGAGUGGUGUGAGUGAAAUGGAUAUAUCCGGAAGUGAGACGCAGGACUUCAAGUCGGAGCCGGACGAGGGUCACCACAGCGGGGAUGAGUUGACGCAAGAGGACAUGGACCUUAUCGAGGUCCUUUGGAAGCAGGAUGUGGAUAUGGGCUUCUCUCUCGAGGACCCUGUCCAGCCGGAGGGUCCUCAAGCGACGAAGGUCGUCAGUGACGAGUUGGAUAAAGAGCUCCAGCUGGCAGAGGAGAAGAUACAGCAGAAGAAAGAAGAAACGGAGAAGAUUGAAAAGGUGAAGGCGUCGCUGUUGGAUACUGAAGUUAAAGAGGAUGAUCCUUGGGCGGGACUCUCGUAUACUGUGGACACGGAAACUGGUGAAUACGUGAUCCAGGGUGAGUUGCCCUGCGACCUGGUGAACAGCGAGGAGUCACGCUUCGACCUUCUCGAGGAAGCUCUCCAGCUGGUGGAACUCGGAGACGAGGCCGAGAGUAAAGAUGAACAGCCAGAGGCGGUAGAGGGCAGCAGCAGCGGCGGCGACGCAAACACCACCGAGAUGUUACACCCGGCGAUGCGGCACGUGCCGCACCAUCCGCUCGCGCACUACCACAAUCAGUCUCUAAUGCGCUCUAUGUCUGUCGAGCAGCGGUGGCAGGACCUGGCUUCGCUGCUGACGAUCCCGCCCCCGCCGGACCAGUACCAGCACUACCAUCACCACCACCAGCAUCCCCACAACAUCACUGGACACGGCGCUGCCAGCGGGUACGCUCCUAACUAUCACACGCCGAUACCGCCCGUGCCGGAGAAACAUCCAGAUGCUUAUGCAGGGGCCGCGGCUCCUUUGGAAGGUGCCUACAAGGUCGAGUCUGCUCAUCAUCCACAACAGCAUGAUGGGAUAUAUUAUCAGAAUUCGAGUGAGAUGGCGCCACCGGCCAACCAAGACGGCUUCCUGCAGUCGAUCCUGAAUGACGAGGAUCUGCAGCUUAUGGAUAUGGCCAUGAAUGAGGGCAUGUACACAAUGAGGAUGCUGGACGGCGCAAGCGCACACCACGCCCCGCAUCCCAACCACACACACAUGAUGAUGACGGAGCGUGACUCCGCGUCGGACAGUGCCGUCUCGUCUAUGGGAUCUGAACGCGUGCCGUCACUCUCAGACGGUGAAUGGUGCGAUGGUAGCGAUUCUGCGCAAGAGUUUCACAGUUCCAAAUUUCGACCGUAUGACGCGUCAUACGGUAGGGAACGGUCGGCGCCACACCAGCCCCAGAAGAAGCAUCACAUGUUCGGCAAACGCUGCUUCCAGGAGCAACCAACGCCAUCAUUAGAACCACUAACCAACAGGCCCAACCCAGGAGGCGUGGUCAAGUACGAGUGUCCCGAACAGACGUACCACCACGACAACAUGCAUAUGCACAACGUGGAGUUCGGCGCUCGCCACCAGCUGGCGCCCCCGCACGUGGCGUCCCUGCAGCCGGCGCUCGACCUGAACGCAGCGCACACCAGCCAUUCCUUACUACAAACUGGCAUCCCGAGUCCGGCAUCGAACCCCAACCGGUUCGCGUACGCGACCCCGGAGCGCAUCCGCCACAACCACACCUACAGUGCGCCGCUCGCCGCCGCCGACCAGCGGCCUGCCGCGGUCAGGGACAAGCGAGUCCGUCGCCUGACAGACGGGAGCAUAUCUGAUGGGGGAUCGUCAGCUACCAGUAGCGGGCAACACCUCACCAGGGAUGAAAAGAGGGCCAAAGCACUUGGUAUACCACUAGAGGUACACGACAUAAUAAAUCUGCCGAUGGACGAAUUUAAUGAGAGGCUCUCUAAACACGACCUGAGCGAGGCGCAGCUGUCUCUCAUCAGGGACAUACGGAGGCGGGGCAAGAACAAGGUGGCGGCGCAGAACUGCCGCAAGCGCAAGUUGGACCAGAUCACGUCGCUAGCAGACGAAGUACGCACCAUGAGGGAUCGCAAGCAGAGGACGCAGAGAGACCACCACUCGCUGCACGCAGAGCGGCAGCGAGUCAAGGAGAGGUUCGCCGCGCUCUACCGGCACGUGUUCCAGAAUCUGCGCGACCCCGAGGGUCGUCCGCUGUCUUCUUCGCAGUACUCGCUGCAGCAGGCGGCCGAUGGCAACGUGGUGCUGGUACCCAAGAUGUCACAACAUCCCGAUCACCCAAUGAACAGGACGUCAGACGAUGAAAUGGACAGAAAGGCAAAGAACUUCGAGCAGUGACACGCGCCUCUGUACCCCAGAUGGUAACGAACAUACAAACACAAGACUACAACGCAAUAAUAUAUAGGAUUUAUAGUUACACAUCUAUGGUCUCAUGUUACCCACCAUAGACACCAACAGUGCCGCCAUAUUGAAAAUGUGGAAUUGGCGUGAAUUAUUCUAUGUUGUCUAUGGAAAUGUUUACCGCGAAUUCAUUGCAAAGAUAAUUGUGAUGUAAAGAAAUAAAACAUAUACAUAUAAAACUGUUUGUCCUAAUUGUCAUCGCAGACUCAAAACUACUAUAUGUUAUUAUAUAAUAAGCUAAAAAUAUUGUUUGAAGAUUACAAUGUGACGACACAUUGCGAACAAAUCCGCGGUCAAUAGCUAGUUAUUCUGUAAAUGUCUAUAAUUACGCACAAUGUUUAACUAACUUUACGAUUAUCUUCAUAGUGAAUUCUACGUAUUUCCUAUAUUUAUGGUCUCAUUUUAAAGUCUUUCAUAGACAACGAGGUUUUCAUUUGUCUAUGCUUGCCUUUAAAUAGAAUACCAUUGUUUUAAUGUCUCUGAGGUCAGGUUAUGGCAAAAAUUAAACUAAUGUUUUGUUGGAAAAUAAAGAGCAGGUUAAUAUGUAUUUGUGAUUGAUAAAUUAUAUAAAUUUUUAAUCUUCUUUCUCGAAAUUUAUACAACUAAUAUAAAAGCACAGAGUAAAUUUGAAUGCAGAUAAAAUUUUUGACACUUUUGUUUUUAAUGUUACCUUUCACAUAAGCAAAAGUUACAACGACAUACAGC